Molecule: messenger RNA, 569 nt
Organism: Esox lucius (northern pike)
Lineage: Eukaryota; Metazoa; Chordata; Actinopteri; Esociformes; Esocidae
Product: zinc finger protein 385A-like
Exons: 3
Coding region: 78-569 (163 amino acids)
Molecular function (GO): zinc ion binding; nucleic acid binding
Source: RefSeq, a predicted model, not a curated record
ACUACGUUAUCAUCACGUUUGUACUCGGUAUUCCACUGGCAGCUUUUGAAAAUUCCGCCUAUCGCUUGUCCGCAGGUAUGAAACGCCCUCUGAGUCCCACCCAGCUGAUGGGAAAUGGCAGUGGCGGGAGCCAUGGCACCACCAUAUGCUUGCCCUUCAGCAUACGUGGCGAGCUUCUCCAGGAGCUGGAAGAUGGACACUCUGGACAUCAGGGGCACCUGGAAGGCCCUCAGCAGAAGAAAAGACUCCUGUACUCCCUCUGCGAGGUCUGUAACCUCCAGCUCAACUCCCCCGCCCAGGCUCAGGUUCAUUAUAACGGCCGUUCCCACCUGCGCCGAGUCAAGCAGCUCAACACUGGAGAACUCCCUCUGAACGACAGCACUGGCACCAGUCCAGCACCAGCCGAUGUGGUCACCUGCUCCAACACAGCUGGGGCUGCCUGUGUAGGUCCAGAGUCUGGGCCCCAAACACCUGCAUACCUCAAGAAAACAGUUCACAAGGAGAAGCAAUGUGGCUUGGGGAAGCCUGGGGCUAAUGGUUGGAUGGGGCUGGAGCUCGGGGGUGCCUGA